Colletes gigas is the source of this 4735-nucleotide messenger RNA. It is a transcript of the gene shep, whose product is annotated as protein alan shepard-like. Gene Ontology annotation, cellular component: ribonucleoprotein complex; nucleus; cytosol. The coding region runs from base 1429 to 3087 and encodes 552 amino acids. The transcript has 11 exons. Gene Ontology annotation, molecular function: mRNA 3'-UTR binding; poly(U) RNA binding; poly(A) binding. The record is from RefSeq and is a predicted model, not a curated record. NCBI's taxonomy places the organism in Eukaryota, Metazoa, Arthropoda, Insecta, Hymenoptera, Colletidae.
UGCAGACAGGUGCGGCCGCCGGAGCCCCACCGUUGGUGGUGGCGCGUACAGCGCCUCCAAGCGGCGACUCUCCUUAGUUUCGGGCAAGAUGGGCGAACCUCGCCGGGCAGUAGCUUAGACUCUACCUACAAGACAACACAUACACUAAAUGUUUCCUAACCACAAGUAACAAUUAAUUGUACAUUUAUUUUAUUUAAGGGAACACAAACUCUAUUUUUGUAACAUGCUGUAUUAGUAGUGCUCCGUGGAAUUUGUACGAUAGUAAAAGGUGCGAGCCGCGUGAGAUACAACGGAAGAAGACGACAACGGAAAGCACGUAAAGAUAGGAAGGUUUCGCGAUAGCUGGAAGACCAAGUGUGAAAGAAGAGAAAUAAGUAAGAGGAAAACGGUGAUCGGAAGGACGAGGAGGGUGAAGAUUAAGGACUCAGAAGACAGGAACUGAAACGACGAGGACAACGACAAAGGGGACAAUCCCGACGAAGACGGCAACGAGGUGGAUAAGGACGAUCGUACCGCAACAGUGGCCGCCACUGAGGCUGAAAACGACAGCGAAGUAGGUGAUAAUUCUCGCGUAGUCUCUCCGCUCGUUGACUCAGCUCGGUGUAGCUAGCUGAUUCUCUCGGUGUGGUGCGUGUUUUAGUAACGAGUUACGACGUGGAGAAAAGUGUACGACUGAUAGUAGUGAAGUGUAUAGCCGACACACCCUCUUGACACUCGACAUCCGUCUCAUAUCGCCAUCGGUUCAGCUCUCUACCCCCUUCUUUUCUCAUCCUUCUCGCUCUUUUCUUUGGUACAUUUACGUAGUACACGCGUGUACAUUCGAUCACUGCAACAGAAAGCCGCACACAUCACGUCCCUCUUUCCUCUACUCUUCCUCCCGUCUCGACCCCUCGUCUCUUUGCGGAUCGUUCUGCCGUCUUCUUCUCUUUCUUUCGUACGGUGCAAAGUGAUUUAUCGUCGCGCUUGUUGCAUCGGAUUUCGUCGGUGUUAAAACCAUACCGACCGGCUAUCGUGUCCCUUUGCGUUCGUAACCAUACGUACCGUACUUCGUCCUAGCUCUACCCCCUCCCGAUAACCUCCCUCCCCUCCCCCUUCCCCCCUCGUUUUACGAAGCGUCUCACCCACACCUAUUCGUCCUCUCUCUCUCUUUAUUCCUCGCUCUUUUUCUGCCUCCGCUCCACCCCGGUUUAUCGGCCGAUCGGAGUGCAAAUUCGUUCGUGACCGUGCUGUGUGGGUUCUGCAUCUAACCAGUGUCGGGAGAUACGAAAAACACGGCUGACGCUGCUCUCUUGGCAACGCCAGACCAAAAGCCACCAACGACGUAUAAGUACGAUUAGAGAUUCAAGAGAGAGAGACACUUUACCGUAGUAAUAGGACCGACGGCACGGUAUCGUUUCGUUUGGCGCCACGAGCGAUAACACCGCUAAUAUGUCCGUGAGAAUGGAAAACGUAGCCGCGCCGAGGAAGCUCAACUAUAAAAUGAUGGGUACGAACGGUCCAAGACCGACGUACGUGGGUGCAAACAAUGGUAACGCCGGUGGCGCCGGGGGCGGCGGCGGUGGCGGCGGUGGAGGCGGCGGCGGCGGCGGCGGCGUCGGAGUGGGUCCAGCGAGUGGCGGCGGCGGCGGUGGUGGUGGUGGCGGCGGCGGAGGAGGCGGGCACGGAUUGAAGGGGAACACCGGCGGCGGGCCACGAGGCGGGAACCCCGUGCAGUAUCGUGCGAGCGGUGCCGCGGCUUGGGGCACAGUGCCGCCCUCUCACGCGGCUGCUGCUGCGGCCGCGGCUGCCUAUCCGUCGUACACGCGGUAUCCAAGCGCAGCAGCCGCAGCUGCGGCGGCCGGCCAGAUGCCCGUUGGAGCACAGCAACUACCGCCUACGGCAAAUCCUUACGCCUCCGCCACCUACGCACAGCACACGUCGUAUGGUGGACAACGGGUGCCAACGGCCUCCUCUCCAGCUAACACUAAUAGUAGUUGUAGCAGUGCUACUGGCAGUCAAAGCGGGACAAUGAGCACAAGUCUUAGCAAUAAUGUUAUACAAGGACAACAAGCAGAACAACUAUCAAAAACAAAUUUAUAUAUCCGUGGCCUCAACCAAAAUACAACUGACAAGGACCUCGUAAACAUGUGUUCUCAAUAUGGAACUAUUACUUCUACGAAGGCAAUUUUGGAUAAAAACACGAAUAAAUGUAAAGGUUAUGGAUUUGUAGACUUUGAGUCACCAGUGGCGGCAGAGGGUGCUGUGAAAGCACUGGUCGCCAAGGGCAUCCAAGCGCAGAUGGCGAAAGUGGGUAUCUGGUUGCUCCGUAGACUGCCCAGUGUACGUUGGUUGUGCAUGCAACAACAGGAGCAGGACCCCACCAAUUUGUAUAUUGCAAACCUACCAUUGAGCUUCAAAGAGAAUGACGUUGAAGGUUUACUCGCUCAAUACGGGCAAGUUAUUUCAACGCGUAUAUUACGCGAUACUGCUGGACAAAGUAAAGGUGUUGGAUUUGCAAGGAUGGAGUCCAAAGAAAAAUGUGAACAGAUAAUCCAGAUGUUUAAUGGAAAGGCACUACAAGGAGCUAAAGAUCCUCUAUUGGUGAAAUUUGCUGAUGGCGGUAAUAAGAAAAAAUCAUUAUACAAAAGUACAAUAUGGAGAGAAACUGGAGAGAACAUGAGUUUAAAUUACGAUACAAGCGGCGUUGGUCAAAACGGGGUUGCAACUACUCACAUGCUACCUGCAGCCACUUUAACACAAUAUAGUCGUCAUUAUGGCCAAGCUUUACCUGGUUACAGUGUACCAGGAACCCCUUGGGUUACUCCUUAUUUGGUGCAGACUGCCCCUCCACACAUGCAGCAGGUUGACAUGAUGCCAUCAGCUGAUCCUAGCAACCCACAGUACAGUAUGAUUCCUCAGCUUACUACACAAAUGUCUACAUUGCAUCUUGGCACUGGUUCCUACAUAGCAGCAAGUCCGCAUCCCUAUCCUUAUACUUACCCUCCUAGCAUUAUUCACACCAUGCCAUUGGGUGAUUCUGAACAGACAAGUAACGCCGCAUCUCCUGAUGACUCCUAUCAACAAUACCAAGCUCAGCAGCCUAAGUAGGCUACGGUUUUUAGAUACGAUUACACCGAGGGUUAUGUAAGUUAGGAGAGCCACACCUGUUGAUACACGAAGGAUUAUAUUAAUGAAGAAUAGAUGAGACUAAAUACAUUACAUAAAGUCAGAUAAGAUUCUUCCUCAUGAUAAUUGACUUGCCAGCCAUCUUUUAUACAUUUUAUCCACCAGAUAAAUAGGUGAAAGUAGUUAAUAUUUUCCAACGAUUAGAGAGUGAAUGUUGUCAUAAGAAGGGGUACGAGUGCUCGUGUCAUCUACAUUGUUCGGCACCAGCACGGCUCCAUACGCUGUAACGCCAACAAAUCAUUACGACAGUGACAAAAUUGAUAUUCUGCGACGGACAGUUUAGUGUCAAGCUGAUAGGCUUCCAGGAUUAACUUUAGGUAUUACAUUUACUAAGGAGACGAUAAGUCGAAGCUGAACGCUUGAGAGUGUGAAUAAAUAUUUUAACAAAAACUGUAAACUAUAAAAGAAACGCUGCUCAGAAAUAUACAAAGGAGAAUUCUUCCCAAGAAAUAAUAUAAUAAUAUACAGAGAAAAAGCACUUCCAAUGCUAGAGUUGAUAAAGUACAUUCAGAUUCAGUUGAUUGUAAUCAAUACCUACCGGACUCGUGCCAGCUGGCUGGCCGGUGGCUGGGCUGCAAAAGAAGAGGCAUUGACCAGUGUUCUUUUCUCGCAAAGAUGCUGAAGAAAAAACUCUUCCUUAACAGCACACACCACCCCAUCCACAAACUGCACUCUCAUCACAUUGUUUCUUUUUGUUUUCUUCUGUUUCGUUCAGACAUUCCAAGCUAGGCACAUAUAUUGUAUGUAUGUAUUGCCACGCGGAGAUUUUUAUCUACUUUUACAAGUACAGUUCGCGUUCUCAUUUUAAUCACGGACCGAAUAUAUUUUAUGGAUGAAAAGAAAGCGAAGAUUUGAAAAGAAAAAAAAAAAAAAAUACGAAGGAAAGCUUUAUUUCUAAAUGAAGAACUUCAAGAUAUAUGUAAUUAUUGUAACAAGAACGAAAGGAACAUAGUACUUUUUAGAGGAUUUAUAUUUAUGAGUACAGUUACUACGAAUCGAUAUCAGUUUUAAUUGUACAGUGAAUACAGAUAUUUUUUUUAGAAUUGUGCCUUUUCAGACAAAUCCGCUAGACAAUGGAUAUGCUGAAAAAUAUUAUAAUAUAUUUUUACGUCUGUAUGUAAAUGCGAAACUUGAGCCAAAUUUUGAUCUUCUAGUUAAGAGAAUAUAAUUGUUUUUGCGUUGUAGCCAGUUAAUAUCACUGCGUUUGUUUUUUGGUUACGAAUUCGAAUAGAUUUUGUAUGUGUAUAGUUGCCACUAAUGGGAUUGACGGGCCGAAACAACCGUACGGUCCGUGCGGAGUCUAGGAACAAAAAGAAAUCAAACGGCGGAUCUUUGUAAACCGAGAUAUACUUCACACCGCCCGAAGAAGAGAGACAGUAGGCUUGUUACGACGGGAUACGAUAGAUAGAGUGUAAAUUAAUUUAUUAUAUCGAACAAACGAAUAACGCGUUACUAAAUGAACGAGGAUAAUGGGACUGGAGGAGAACGGUAAGCGAGAGGAUCGAACGCGAAGGAACAAAACGAAAAGAAAGAUAAAAGUCGAGGAUUUUCAAUCUGCGCGGUAUCUCGA